UUCAACGCAAACACAAAACAACGCGCAGCACACACAGCAACCACCCAAACCUGGCAGUAAGAGCAGUCGAGAGGCAGUGAGAGAGAUUGCUAUUAAGCUCGGACAUCGCGUAAACUGGACGACAUAUUCCUUGGAGGCACAGGUAACCGGUCUUCGGCUCUCCUGGAGGGUUGGUCGUACCAGCUAGGGCAACAAGGUGGGAGGGGGGGGAUCCGCCGCAACCAGAUAUGUCGGAUCAAGCAACAGACAAACACGCCGUGGCCGAUGACGGCGAGGUCGGGAUCGAGGAAGAAGUGAGAGACUUCGCCGCUCGUUUCGCGCGCCUUGUCGUCAGCCGCGCCUUCCGAGAAGGCGGCGGCAGUGGCAGCGAAGGUGGCGGCAGCGCUACAACCGCGGCGGCAGCCUCCACGACUCCACGGCCAGCAGGCGCUGCUGCUGCUUCUGCUGCUGGCGGUGACAGCGGUAGGAACCCCGGCGGAUCGUCGUCGUUGCGACCGGGUGAGCGGAGCGCCUUGGGAUCGUACGUGGCGGAGGCCGAGCUCAGCCUGCGAGGGUCGCAACGGCUCGGGGCGCAGCUCGAGAAGGACGCCAGCAUGCUGCGGUCGAAGGUGUUUCCGGCCUUGCUAGAGAACGCCCGAAAGCUGCACGCGUUGUACGUGGCCAUCGACCGGAUGACCGAGGAGGUCAUGCCUGAGGUGGAUGCGACGGUCAAGCGGAUGGAGAAGGCCGUCUACGAUCUCGAGGAGAUGAGAAAGGAGCAGGUCGACACGAGAGCCCCGCACGGGUCGUUUGGGCUGGGGUUGGCCCUGGGGGCCGGGCUGUGGUUCCCUAAGAUGAAAGAGAAGGGCGUCACCGUUCCGGAGGUCUUUGACACAGACAAGCUCUUCCGAGUCGAGGAAGGUGGUUUGGCUCCUCUUUAAGGCGAACGGACAGGGGAGGCGAUCAAAAAGACGUUUUUUUCGCCCUGACGUGUUGGUUCUGUAAGAACAGGGCAUGAGGGCUUCAUAACAUUCCGCAUUGUUGAGGGAUCGGGGGCCCGUCACAACUUUUCCGUCGAUGUAGAGCGUGAAGCAGGUGUGGCUGUCCAAAAUCGGGGUGUGGUUCACUCUUUCAUUUUCUCUGCUUUCACACGUCUUUUUUCGGUGCUCGGGGACCAGCCAUCUGCCGUCGUCCUUCAAUUCUUCCACUCUUGUGUAUAUAUCGUGAUGGCCUCGUGGAAAGAAAAUGAUUUUGAUAUCAACACGAAUCUCGUCGUGGACAGUUUCAAACUCUCGUAAAGAGACAAGGGUCAGGUGCAUCCUAGGUGCAUGCUCCAAAGGAUAAUGUUACUAUCUUUCGCGGCACCUUCCGAUGCUUUUGAUCGAUCGACGUUCUUUCGCCGAAGUGUCCGUUCUCGUUAAGGAGUGAGUGAUUGCCUGACUACUCUCGGAGCUGGCGCCUGU
Molecule: messenger RNA, 1442 nt
Organism: Ectocarpus sp. CCAP 1310/34
Lineage: Eukaryota; Phaeophyceae; Ectocarpales; Ectocarpaceae
Source: the annotation of a GenBank genome assembly